Molecule: messenger RNA, 2048 nt
Organism: Physeter macrocephalus (sperm whale)
Lineage: Eukaryota; Metazoa; Chordata; Mammalia; Artiodactyla; Physeteridae
Gene: TMTC2
Product: transmembrane O-mannosyltransferase targeting cadherins 2
Exons: 10
Coding region: 76-1851 (591 amino acids)
Biological process (GO): protein O-linked glycosylation via mannose
Cellular component (GO): endoplasmic reticulum membrane
Molecular function (GO): mannosyltransferase activity; protein binding
Source: RefSeq, a predicted model, not a curated record
AACUUGUCUCUUUUUCUCAGCAUUAGUUUGUUAACUUUCUGGGGAACUUCCCUUUUGGGUGCCCGUUUAUACUGGAUGGGAAACAAACCACCAAGCUUUUCCAACUCUGACAACCCAGCUGCUGAUUCGGAUAGCCUCCUGGCUCGCACACUCACCUUCUUCUACUUGCCAACCAAGAACCUUUGGCUGUUGCUCUGCCCAGAUACCCUCAGUUUUGAUUGGUCAAUGGAUGCCGUGCCUCUGCUCAAAACAAUUUGUGAUUGGAGAAACCUACACACUGUGGCCUUCUAUACUGGACUCCUCCUCCUUGCCUACUAUGGUUUGAAGAGCCCAAGCGUAGAAAGAGAAUGCAACGAGAAAUUUGUAACAAAUGGCAAGCAGAAUGCAAAUGGACAUAGCUGCCAUUCAGAGGUGGAGUACCGGAACUCAGAGAUUAAGCCCAGCAUUCCAUCCAAAUUAGAAAAUGGCUUUAAAAAUAAUGUGUCACAGAGAACACGGCUUCCUUCUACAGAGAACAUUGUUGUUUUGUCUUUAUCUUUGUUAAUAAUACCCUUCGUUCCUGCCACGAACCUGUUUUUCUAUGUUGGCUUUGUAAUUGCAGAGCGAGUAUUGUAUAUUCCUAGUAUGGGCUUCUGCCUCCUCAUUACAGUGGGUGCGAGAGCCCUUUACGUCAAAGUCCAAAAGCGGUUUCUCAAGAGCUUGAUUUUUUAUGCUACAGCUACGUUAAUUGUUUUCUAUGGACUCAAGACGGCGAUCAGGAACGGAGACUGGCAGAAUGAGGAAAUGCUGUAUAGGUCAGGGAUAAAAGUAAACCCAGCUAAAGCAUGGGGUAACCUUGGAAAUGUUCUCAAGAGUCAGAGCAAAAUUUCUGAAGCUGAAAGCGCCUAUAGAAACGCUUUGUAUUACCGAAGCAACAUGGCUGACAUGCUUUAUAAUUUAGGGUUACUUCUACAAGAGAACAGCAGGUUUGCAGAAGCACUACAUUAUUAUAAAUUGGCGAUCGGGAGCAGGCCUACGCUGGCUUCUGCAUAUUUAAACACCGGCAUUAUUCUAAUGAACCAAGGAAAGACAGAAGAAGCUCGACGCACGUUCCUGAAGUGUUCUGAGAUCCCUGACGAAAACCUAAAGGACCCUCAUGCCCAUAAGAGCUCGGUCACCAGCUGUCUGUACAACCUGGGGAAACUCUAUCAUGAGCAGGGACACUAUGAGGAUGCGCUUAGUGUAUACAAGGAAGCAAUUCAGAAAAUGCCAAGGCAGUUUGCCCCACAGAGCUUGUACAACAUGAUGGGUGAAGCGUACAUGCGACUAAGCAAGCUCCCUGAAGCAGAGCAUUGGUAUAUGGAAUCACUGAGAUCCAAGACCGACCACAUCCCUGCUCAUCUCACCUAUGGGAAACUGCUUGCUCUAACAGGUCGUAAGAGUGAGGCUGAAAAAUUCUUCUUGAAGGCUAUUGAGCUGGACCCCACCAAAGGAAACUGUUACAUGCAUUAUGGUCAGUUUCUUCUGGAAGAAGCUCGCCUCAUAGAAGCAGCUGAGAUGGCAAAAAAAGCGGCUGAACUGGAUAGCACGGAGUUUGAUGUGGUCUUCAAUGCUGCCCACAUGCUCAGGCAGGCUAGCCUCAAUGAAGCAGCCGAGAAGUAUUAUGAUCUGGCAGCCAAGCUGAGGCCUAAUUAUCCGGCUGCUCUGAUGAACUUGGGAGCCAUCCUGCACCUCAAUGGACGACUCCAGAAGGCCGAGGCCAACUACCUGCGGGCGCUGCAGCUCAAGCCGGAUGACAUCAUCACGCAGUCCAAUCUCCGCAAACUCUGGAACAUCAUGGAAAAGCAAGGCUUGAAGACUUCCAAGACUUGACACAGGAGGGCCGUACCUCAUCCUCCUCCAUAUUUGAAAGCCAGCUUCAUUAACGAACAGAACUUGCCAGCAGUGCUAUGACAAGAGCUAGUUUGGACUUCAAGACAGGGGGCAGAGGUAGCUGAGGUCACUGCCACUUCUGGGAGUAUCCACUUUGCUGUGGGCACAGCCGUGAACACCAAAAAGAGGAACAUUGG